This is a messenger RNA of Prunus dulcis (almond), 983 nucleotides long. Its product is annotated as neural Wiskott-Aldrich syndrome protein-like. The coding region runs from base 42 to 737 and encodes 231 amino acids. Lineage: Eukaryota; Viridiplantae; Streptophyta; Magnoliopsida; Rosales; Rosaceae. The transcript has a single exon. The record is from RefSeq and is a predicted model, not a curated record.
AGCAAUCUUCAACUUUGAUCAGCUUCCAACUGAUACGUACAAUGACAUUUACCAAUAUGCUGAAGGCGUUGGGUUUGCUCAACAAUGGUCCAGCUCCAGAGCAAUGCUACAAUCCAAAUAGUACCAGAGGCACUCCUGCACCUACUACUUCCAAAGGAUAUAAUCAUCCAGGUUAUUCUCCUCCUCCUCCUCCUCCUCCUCUUCCUAAUGUGGUUAAUGGAUAUCCAGUCAAUAAUAAUUACACUCCUAAUCCUGCUCCUAAUGCGUACUACUACUAUUAUCCCACACAACCAGCCCCAACUAAUCCUUCAGAAAUAAGCCAUGAUAAUGUGACGACGUUUGUUCCUCAUGGACAUGACAUUAGUGAGGGCUUAAAGCCACCCAAUGCAUAUGACAAUAGUUCCUCAAUUGCUGGACCUGACCAACCGGCAAAUUCGAAAAGUAGAAUUAGUACUUGUGCUAAUCCCCAGCUGCCCAAGAGUAAUGGAAAAGUUGACAAGCACAAGAAUAUUGGAGAAAAGAAUGGCAAGAAAAAGAACGGGAAAAAAAAGAGUUCCAGAUCAAGCGGCGAUUCAUUCAAGGUUCAUGGGAAUACUAUUAAUGGAGGCAAAGGCGACAAGGUUGGAGUUUUCGACUUUGGUAACAAGUAUAGUAGAGGCGGCAAGAAGAGAGAUGAAGAAGAAGAAGACUCGACUGAAGAAGAAACUGACUCCGGUACUGAAGACGAAAGAGAUUAGUUCUGAAGUAAUUACUACAUAUAUGAUGGCAACAGUAAAUAAUGGAGUUGUCAAAAUAUAUAGGCAACUUACAUGGUACUUAAAGAUCAAAUUCAACAAUAUUCUGUAAAUGUUAUCUAGUCACUCUUGAUUUCAAAGAAAAAAAAAAUUGUGUAACGAUUAUAUCUAGCUAUUCAAUCGCAGUUAUGGUGGAUAUGUAUUCAAUCUUAUGAAAUUAUAUUUCAUUUGGGAGCAGUUAUUUUCAAA